Molecule: messenger RNA, 474 nt
Organism: Vigna umbellata (rice bean)
Lineage: Eukaryota; Viridiplantae; Streptophyta; Magnoliopsida; Fabales; Fabaceae
Source: RefSeq, a predicted model, not a curated record
AAAUCUACUGUGGUUCUGUCUUUGUUAUCAGAUGGCCACAAAUCGGGAUGGCAAUCUGUGCCAACACAUGACCCUCAAGUUCAAGAUGCAGCAAAUCAUGCAAUCAAGACAAUCCAGCAAAGGUCUAAUUCAUUAGUACCCUAUGUGCUUCAUGAGGUUGCUGAUGCAAAGGCUGAGGUGAUUGAUGAUUUUGCCAAGUUUAAUCUGCUUCUCAAAGUCAAACGGGGAGACAAGGAAGAGAAGUUCAAGGUAGAAGUACACCAGAACAACGAAGGGGCACUCCAUCUAAAUCAGAUGGAACAAGAUCAUUCCUAAUUCUGAUCUGAAGGGUCGCUCCUAAACUAUCCUUUUUCUUUUAAUCAGUAUGGGGUGUAUGACUCUUACUAUCUAUGUUACGCAUAAAUCAUACACUUUUUGGGUAUUGUUCUUAUCUCUCUCAACAACUAUAUGUUGUGCUUACUCCUUUCUCUCUGA